AUGGCGCACUUUGGAGCAGAGUUUUUCUCUCAACUUCGAUCAUUUACUAAGAAUUUAGACAAAGAUUGUCAUGAACUCAAGUCGAAAAUAGAAAAUGAGGAGAUACCGUCUUGUUCAGAAGGUCGAGCGCAUCUUAUUUUGCGCGAAAUUCUUUCCGAUGUCCAACAUUUCAAGGUUGAGGUAAAGGAGAAAGUCUCCCAGAACAAGAGUAAUUUCACUUUCAGUGAGGUUUUGGGUGCCUGUGAACGUCUUGCAGAACACACAAAAACACAGAUAGAUGAUUUACAAGAGCAUCUGGCAAAAUAUGGCUACAAACCACUUGAGAUUCUUUCAGUCCAUGAUGUCCGCAGCAAAGAAGAAAACAACAAUUUAAACUCUGCACCAGAUAAUGAUUCCCUGGACAGCUGUCAAUCCAAUGAUGAGGAUGACGAAGAGAAAAUGUCAACUAAUGAAGAGCCAUGUGAGGCUAAGCAAAAUGAUGAAGAUGAUGUCAUGAUGACACCAGUUAAACCAGUAACCUUUACAAAAAUGUUUGAAGUCACACCACCAAAUACAGCCUAUCAGAGUGCAGAGCCAUGUACACCUGACCAGUCACCAGUCCCUCCCAAGACAACAACACCAAUGAUUAACACAAGGUCAUGGACGCAAGUUAACCAAACUCACAAUCAAAGUUUUGAUUCCCCGUUACCACCAAUGCUAAACACACCUGGUUUGAAGAUGCUGGGAUCUCAUCACCAUAGUAACAGUAUUAAAGUCCAGGGAUGCAGUCCAGUCAUGACAGAUGAUAUUGACUCAUCUCCAGUCCCUCCUGACAUAACUUGCACAGUUCUGCUAAAACCAGAUGAUUUAGAUGUACCCAAAAUGAAGACACUUCCCGAAAACAACAUUGAGGACCUUAAACAGAAAUAUACCAAACUACCUCAAUACUUACAAAACCACUUUUCCAUUAAUGAAAUUCAACACCUCUUCCAAGAAAUAGACAGCUAUCUUUCUGACUAUGAUUGUAACUCCCUGAGUGAAGAAGUAUUAAGAGAAGUAUUCAACCUUGGCGCCAGGACAAAGGCAUUCAUGUUGAUACUAAGCAAGUUUGAUAAAGCACACAUGUCUAUGUCUAAUAGAGAAUUAACCUUCAACCAGUGAUUUAACAAACAAACAUA
Messenger RNA from Exaiptasia diaphana, 1157 nucleotides. RefSeq lists its product as uncharacterized. NCBI's taxonomy places the organism in Eukaryota, Metazoa, Cnidaria, Anthozoa, Actiniaria, Aiptasiidae. Gene Ontology annotation, cellular component: spindle microtubule; outer kinetochore. Gene Ontology annotation, biological process: chromosome segregation; mitotic cell cycle. The transcript has 8 exons. The coding region runs from base 1 to 1140 and encodes 379 amino acids. The record is from RefSeq and is a predicted model, not a curated record.